This is a messenger RNA of Aspergillus mulundensis, 1794 nucleotides long. RefSeq names its product arrestin family protein. NCBI's taxonomy places the organism in Eukaryota, Fungi, Ascomycota, Eurotiomycetes, Eurotiales, Aspergillaceae. The record is from RefSeq and is a predicted model, not a curated record. Gene Ontology annotation, molecular function: ubiquitin protein ligase binding; protein-macromolecule adaptor activity. The transcript is spliced from 4 exons. Gene Ontology annotation, cellular component: cytoplasm; cytosol; plasma membrane. The coding region runs from base 1 to 1794 and encodes 597 amino acids. Gene Ontology annotation, biological process: ubiquitin-dependent endocytosis.
AUGGCGCUCAGUUUCUUCAGCGGAGGCGGCAGUGCAAGUCACGCAAAGUACUUUGAUAUCCGACUCGACGAGGACUACAUUGUCUUCCGUGGUGGUGAACAAGAGUCUGCCAGUGCCCAUUUGAGUGGGAAACUCAUCCUCUGUGUGUCGGAGCCGAUUUCUAUCAAGCAUAUUCGUCUGCAUCUCACUGGCAUUUCGCGCGUCUGUUGGCAUCUCCCCUCGAGUUCGGCUGGCGGCGGGCGCAAAAAUUGGAGGGAGCGCGUAUUCUACGAGAAGACCUGGAGAUUCAGAGACGCGGGCAAGAGCAAGACGGAGAUCCUCCCUGCGGGCAACUAUGAAUACCCUUUCGACAUCAUCCUAGAAGGCUCCAUGCCGGAGAGCGUCGAGGGCCUUUCGGACACCUACGUCACCUACCGCUUCAAGGCUGAAAUAGGCCGCAAGUAUGCGAAGGACAUCAUCGUCCGAAGGCCUCUCCGCAUUAUCCGCACCCUGGAAUCUAGCGCGCUGGAGCUUUCACACGCUAUGUCGGUCGAGAACAUCUGGCCAAACAAAAUCGAGUACUCAAUCAGCACGCCUACCAAAGCCGUCAUCUUCGGCACAAGUAUCCGAGUCGAUUUUAAGCUGAUCCCUCUCCUGAAGGGGCUCGGAAUCGGUCAAAUCAUCUCGCAACUCGUUGAAACCCACGACCUCACCCUUAACCCCGAAGACCCGGAUGCGAUCCGCAACACCUACAAAACCAACCGCACGAUCAUUAACGACGAACACACAAUAGACGAGGAGAACGGUGUAGAGAUCAUAGAUGAGGCGGCAGAGGGAUACCAGUUCUCGCGCACGCUCGAUUUGCCCAAGACCUUGACGAGAUGUCUGCAGGAUACGGACACAAGGGGUAUCAAAGUGCGGCACAAGUUGAAGUUCCGAGUACAGCUUCUCAACCCUGAUGGACAUAUCAGUGAGUUACGAGCGACGCUCCCGGUCUCGAUAUUUAUCUCGCCAAACCUUGCGAUCGACGACAACAACAACCUUGUCGAUACCAGCCCUCAGACGACCCAAAGAGCAGUCAAUGAUCUUGCUCAACAAGCACCUCCCUUGUAUGGAGAACACCAAUUCGAUCAGCUGUACAGUGAAGUCGAUCCUUCCGGUUACCGCACUCCCGGUCCUGGAAGUGGCCCGGGGACACCCUUCGGUACGCUCAGCCGCAACCUCUCCACCGAGAACCUCGCGUCCAUGAAUGCAAUGGCCAACACCGAUAUCUCCGCUACCGCCUUGCAUCACCGAUUGAUCAAUCUUGAUAUGCGCGGCCCCAGUCGUCUCUCGCCGUCAGAACACGAUCAUCAAGGAGUCACUUCAGACCACGGCCCGCCCUCGGGAUCUAACACUCAUGGCUCAAACACUCACGCACCCGGGAGCCCCGACCUUUCGCGAAGAGCCUCGGACGAAGAUGUCCAUGACCACAUUCCCUCUGGAAUGGCAACACCCUUCCACCCCCACUCUGCGGAACUGGAGACUCUCAGUCGCGUUCCGAGUUAUACCACCGCUGUGCGCUCGUCUGUCCGUCCGCAUGAUAGCGGCUUGCCGGAUUACGACGCUGUGGUGGCCGAAACUGUUAGCAUGUCAGCCCCUCAGUCCCCGCAGCAAGCACAUAUACGAGGUACCGGCACUGGUCGUGGAACCGACUCAUAUUUCAGCGCGCCCAUGGACUUCUUCCACCGACCUGCUUUUCUCCACUCCCGCUCUCAUAGUCAUGCCGAUGACGAGCGCAGGGUCCGCCUGAAUCAAGCACGGGGCAGGGCCUAG